UGAACGGCAACAGGAACUCGCGUGAAAGCACCGUUAAGCAUGCAUUUUUCUCUGCAGUCCUGUUUGAGGAUUUCCACUGCUUUUUUCGGCGCACGGUGUACUAAGCGGUGUUCGUUUCUUACACAUAUAUCCCCAUAUUAUCCAAGAAAAAUGAUGCAUUACCAGACGGAAGAAAGAGGACGCCCGAAUACUACUGAUUACAGGAUUUAUUUUAAAUCAUCAGAUGGGAAAUACAUCUCACCCUUCCACGACAUUCCACUUUUUGCAGAAAGUGAACAGGAAAAUGAUGUGCCACAGAAGAAAGUAAGGAAGACUGAAAAUGAGGUCCUGUGUAAUAUGGUGGUGGAGGUGCCUCGCUGGUCAAAUGCCAAAAUGGAGAUUGCAACUAAAGAACCUCUGAAUCCAAUCAAGCAAGAUGUCAAGAAGGGCAAGCUUCGAUAUGUUGCCAACGUGUUUCCCCAUAAAGGAUACAUUUGGAACUAUGGGGCGCUUCCGCAGACGUGGGAAGACCCGAAACACACGGACAAAGACACGUGCUGCUGCGGAGACAACGACCCCAUCGACGUGUGCGACAUCGGAUCAAAGGUGUGCUCAUCGGGGCAGGUGAUCCAGGUGAAGGUCCUCGGUGUCCUGGCCCUGAUCGACGAGGGGGAAACCGACUGGAAGGUCAUCGUCAUCAAUGCCGAGGACCCAGACGCUCCAGCCUUAAACAGCAUUGAGGAUGUGCGUAAGAAAAGACCCGGCCAUUUGGAAGCUACAGUGGACUGGUUUAAGAAGUACAAGAUCCCGGACGGAAAGCCCGAAAACAAGUUUGCUUUCAACGGACAGUUCAAAGACAAGGAUUUUGCAAUGGAGGUCAUAAGGUCCACUCACGAGCACUGGAGGGCAUUGGUGCAAAAACAGGAUAACGGAGGAGAGAUAAACUGUAAAAACCUGUCCGUGUGCGAGAGCCCUUUCAAAUGCAGCGAGGAGGAGACCAGCGCAGUGGUGAAAUCGGCCCCUGAGUGUGGAAAAGCUGACUCGCUGCCCGCUGACGUGGAUAAGUGGUACUUCCUUCCAAAGUGAACCCAGAACCUUUCCUGCCAAUGGUUUUCCAGAUCCAAAGACUUGAUACUUGGAAAAUCAAAAACUGAAGCACUUGAAGAGAAAAAAAAAAUGAAGAGGCUUGAGUUGUAAAGUACAAUGUUUCCUCUUUAUGCCUACUCAGCUCAAAUGUAUUUUUGAUCUGUUUUAUUUGAUUUUAUUUGAAAUGCACUCCGAAGCUUAGUUUUUACUUUCAGCUGUUUAAAAAAAAAUCUGAGAUUUUUUUUUUUGAAGAUAGGACUUUUUGCUUAUGGAUUAUGGAUUUAAUGGGCUGGUUUUUGUAAUUUUCACUUAUCCUCUGUGUUAUAAAACUAAUUAUAUUAAGCAGUUCCAAGAAGAAGAAAAAAAAAAAAACACUGUGACCUAAAUGGUAGUAUAGUUUGAACUUAUGAAUUAGGUUUUGGCAUCAAAUGACAAUGGGCUGUAAAGAAUUAUGUAUUGCUGACCUGCAUCUUAUAUUUAGUUUAUGUGCUAUGUGCCAAUGUAUUUCUUGGGAAAACACUCAGUAAUCACCAGUAAUCAGUGAUGUCCAGUGAUGUUAAGCAGUUAUAAUUUAAUAUGAUUAGCAAUGAAUGCCGCUGGAUGCUUGAUGGAAGGUUUUAUUUUCCUUUUCUUUUUCUUAUUGGUGCCUUAUUUUGUGUUGUGGGAUAUUUGUUUCCUCUGUAUCAUUAGCCUGUUGGAACAUAGUAUCGCCUCCUGUAAAAUGUUUUGUAAAAUCUUUCUAAAGCUCAUUUAUAGGGAUAUUGGGUGAUCCUGCUUUGUUUUGAUCGAUCGCACAUUAUUUUCAUUUUUUUUUUAAAUAGUGUCCAUUAUUAGGAAAGGCAGUAGAAACCUAAGAGCCAUUUUAUUUAGAUGCUCACUGAUAUUAAAGGGAUUAAGGCCUUCAUUGAA
Anguilla rostrata (American eel) is the source of this 1974-nucleotide messenger RNA. It is a transcript of the gene ppa2, whose product is annotated as inorganic pyrophosphatase 2. NCBI's taxonomy places the organism in Eukaryota, Metazoa, Chordata, Actinopteri, Anguilliformes, Anguillidae. Gene Ontology annotation, cellular component: cytoplasm. The coding region runs from base 40 to 1065 and encodes 341 amino acids. Gene Ontology annotation, molecular function: inorganic diphosphate phosphatase activity; magnesium ion binding. Gene Ontology annotation, biological process: phosphate-containing compound metabolic process. The transcript is spliced from 12 exons. The record is from RefSeq and is a predicted model, not a curated record.